This is a messenger RNA of Crotalus tigris (Tiger rattlesnake), 3516 nucleotides long. RefSeq names its product vitamin K-dependent gamma-carboxylase-like. NCBI's taxonomy places the organism in Eukaryota, Metazoa, Chordata, Lepidosauria, Squamata, Viperidae. The coding region runs from base 112 to 2391 and encodes 759 amino acids. Gene Ontology annotation, molecular function: gamma-glutamyl carboxylase activity; vitamin binding. The transcript is spliced from 15 exons. The record is from RefSeq and is a predicted model, not a curated record. Gene Ontology annotation, biological process: peptidyl-glutamic acid carboxylation.
CCUCCGGCCGGAAGUGCGUACUGGGCGGCGGCCUCGCUGGAGCCGCUCCUCCCCGAGCUCCGCUGGGAACAGAGGACGCGCCGCCGCCGCCGCCCCGCUGCCGCCGCCGGAAUGAAGCCGAGCCGCGCUGCUGCGCUCGCCGCAGAAGCCGAGACGCCGGCGCCUCCCGUGCCCCCGCAGAGGCCGAGGAAGGCCAAGGGAGCCCAGGCCCCGGUCCCGGCUUCCCCCAGCUGGGCCAGGCGCCUCCUGGGCCUUGAGUGGGCAGACCUGGCCAGCUGGCCCCGGAUGGUCUGCUUGCUCAACAGGCCAGCUGAUCCCGCGGCGCUGGGGGUCUUCCGCUUCCUCUUUGGUCUGCUGAUGGCCUUGGACAUUCCCCAAGAGCGAGGUUUGAGCUAUCUGGAUCACAAAUACCUGGAUGGGCUGCAGGUUUGUCGCUUCCCCCUCUUCAACUUCCUGGAGCCACUUCCCCUGGACUGGAUGUAUCUUGUCUACACAGUGAUGCUGUUGGGUGCUGUGGGCAUCAUGCUGGGCUGCUUUUACCGACUCAGUUGCCUCCUCUUCCUGCUGCCCUACUGGUAUAUCUUCUUCCUGGACAAAACCACUUGGAACAACCACUCCUACUUGUAUGGCCUCCUGGGGUUCCAGCUGCUCUUCAUGAAUGCAGAUCGCUAUUGGUCUGUUGACGGUCUCUGGCAUCCACGGAAGAGAAAUGCUCAUGUCCCUUUGUGGAACUAUACCAUUCUUCGCACGCAGAUCUUCAUCGUUUAUUUCAUUGCGGGCAUCAAGAAGCUGGAUGCUGACUGGGUGGAGGGCUACUCUAUGGGCUCCCUGGGGAGGCAUUGGCUCUUCAGCCCGUUCAGGUUGUUGCUUUCAGAGGAACUGACCAGCUUAUUAGUGGUGCACGGUGGAGGGCUUGUGUUGGAUCUUACUGCUGGCUUUCUGCUGUUCCUGGAUGCUACCCGCCCCGCUGCCCUUUUCUUCGUCUCCUACUUCCAUUGCAUGAACUCCCAACUUUUCAGUAUUGGCAUGUUUUCUUACACCAUGCUGGCCACCAGCCCACUCUUCUGCUAUCCAGACUGGCCACGUCGACUGAUUGCCAGGUUCCCUGUCUGCUUCCAAAAGUUUCUGCCACUUACCAAGCCUCCGCAGCGGAGUCUGGAGUGUGUUUAUCUGGAAAUGGAGCAGCAAAGGCCAAGGGGAGCAGCUAGAAAAUUGGGUCUGCAGCAGAAGCUGGGUGCCAUUUUUACUAUCCUGUAUAUCAUGGAGCAGUUCUUCCUACCUUACUCACACUUUAUUACCAAGGGCUACAACAACUGGACAAAUGGGCUCUACGGCUACUCAUGGGACAUGAUGGUCCAUUCACGCUCCCACCAACAUGUGAAGAUUACUUACCGUGACAGUCACACUGGGGAGAUUGGCUAUCUGAACCCUGGGGUCUUCACGCAGAGCCGGCGCUGGAAGGACCAUGCAGACAUGCUGAAGCAGUAUGCCACUUGCCUCAGUCACUUGUUGCAUAAUUACAAUGUCUCGGAACCGGAGAUCUACUUUGAUGUUUGGGUUUCCAUCAACGAUCGUUUCCAGCAAAGGCUCUUUGAUCCAAACACUGAUAUUGUACAAGCCCACUGGUCCCCCUUCCAGAAGACUCCAUGGCUGAAGCCUCUUCUAAUUGAUUUGUCACCCUGGAGGACCAAACUGAUGGAGAUUGAAAAGUCGCUGGACAACCAGACCGAGGUUGUCUUCAUUGCUGAUUUCCCAGGGCUGCACCUGGAGAACUUUGUGAGCGAGGACCUUGGUAACACAAGUCUCCAUUUGCUGAAAGGGGAAGUCACAGUGGAGAUUGUCAGUUCACAGAAGAAUUAUACACUGCAAGAGGGAGACAAGAUCCAGCUGCCAGCCGGGGAGUACCACAAAGUCUUCACAGUCUCUCAGGAGCCCUCCUGCUACAUGUAUCUCUACGUCAACACAACCGAGGUGGCUCUUGAGCAGAACUUCACUCGACUUCAGGAGUUGCGGGAGAAAGUUCAGAACGGGACUGAAACGGAGCCUCUCCCCCCAGAGUUGCAGCCUAUCUUGGAAGAUUCUCUGGAAAACGUGACAAAGGUAGAUCCGGUGGUUCAGGCUUUCCUCCACCGCCAGCGGCGCUUGGAGGAGCUGCAAAGAAGACACAACGUCACCCUGGCCGAGCGGCUGCAGCAUCUCAUAAGCAAGAAGUACUUCAUUUUCCGCAGGAGCCUCCUGAUGACCUGCAUCUCCCUGCGGAACCUGGUGUGGGGCCGCCCCCCCCUCCCUCAGCUGGCCCAGGAGGUGGCCUAUGCCAACAUGCAAGAGGCCAGCCGGCAGGAGAGGGCUCCGCAGGGGCCAGAGCAGGGGCCAGAGCGCUUGGACCUCUGAAAGUCCUCACUGCCUCAACCACCGCCAGGAGCAGGAGGGAUGUAGCCAGGCCUAAGAAGUCACCCUCUGUUGCUUAGCCAGAGCCCACUCCUCUUCCAGAUGCCCCCUUUCUGCGACUAGGGGGCUGGGGUCUGAGCCAACGUGAUCCUCUCCUGCCCUAGACAGAGGGUAGAACUUACCCUUGCAGAAAAUGCUGCAGGCAGGAAGAGGGAGGGCAGACUUUGUGGGCUCAGCUGGCCAGCACAAUUAUAAUCCCUCUUUGAUGGAAGGAGAUCAAAGAUCCCACUUUUAAAACAGUUGUCUUUUCUUUGGUGGGUCUUAUGAUCCCACUGCGCAGCUGCGAGAAAGGAUUUGGGCAGAGGGGCUGCUUUUAGGAUACUGUGGCAGUUCCUUUAUUAGGACUGAUUUAAUAAGCCAAGGGGGUUUCAGUUCUUUGCUGCCAUGUGGCCAGCUAAGCAGCUUGUGGGUGGGAGAGAAAGGAAUGUUUGAAUCCAGCCAGGGACAAAAGAAAGCCGGUCUGGCUGGCCAUUUCCUAAUAGCUGCCUUGCUCCUCAGUGGAUUUUAGAAUUUCCUCUCUCGGCUUUCUGGCAUUUCUGUUUGCCACGGAUGCUGAGCCAAGGAUCUCUUCUCCGGUCAUGAGGCACCUCCCCCUCUCUCUUAGCCCCUAUCCCGUAAUACUCCGUACUUGCAACAUAAACCCAUAGGCAUUCCCAGUUUCUUUAGAGUUUUACAAGGAAAAGGGCUGGCUACAUUUCAUGUGAUUAAGACAAAAUGAGUCUCAUUUUUUAAAUUAAAAAUUAUAUUGUGCAAAAGUCUCUGUGUUUUUGAUAUCUAAACUGUGCAAGUCAAUGUUUCUGUCAUUAGCUGAGUCUUCAGGCUGUAAGAAAUCAUUGGCCACCAGCAUCUGAUGGUGCCAUCUUUCCUUUGCCUUCUCUUCCUCCAUUCAUGUCUCCUGGCAACUUUGAUUCUUCUUCAUGGACAGAAAUGUCUGUAGCAGGCCUUUAAGUAAGCUGCUCUUACCAUAUAUACAGUGGAUAUAAGAAGUCUACGCAGCCCUGUUAAAAUGCCAGUUUUUAAUUGAAUUGAAUAGCUUAUAUGUUACAUUAAACAUGGGAAAAUUCUGAA